Synchytrium microbalum is the source of this 3879-nucleotide messenger RNA. RefSeq lists its product as uncharacterized. Bases 1 to 3879 code for a protein of 1292 amino acids. Gene Ontology annotation, biological process: regulation of DNA-templated transcription. Gene Ontology annotation, cellular component: nucleolus. Lineage: Eukaryota; Fungi; Chytridiomycota; Chytridiomycetes; Synchytriales; Synchytriaceae. The record is from RefSeq and is a predicted model, not a curated record. The transcript is spliced from 19 exons. Gene Ontology annotation, molecular function: transcription factor binding; rDNA binding.
AUGCCAGGCAUAACCAUGGCAGAGCCCACAUCCGAUAUGAAUGGAUCAUCAACUACACUAUCGCUAUACUGGGACUUGGCCUCCAAAGAUGUCAAGACCCGCACACGAGCUGCUACUCUCUUGAUUCAAACCCUCGUCGCAUUACAGGACAAUUACACGGCACAGUCUAAUUGGAUCGACCAGAUCCAUAACGAUAAUGAUGCAGAUAAUCUGGAACUGGUCUGUGCUCCGGAUGUCAGCUAUGCAUUGAAGAGACUGCUACGAGGACUCGCUUCAUCUCGUCAAGGUGCAAGACAGGGGUUUGCUGUUGCUUUAACUGAGCUCUUGACAGUCAUUCCUCACGUUCGCCUCUCGAGACUCAUUGAAUUGCUGCUCUCGGUAUCAGAGAUUAGUGGGAGCAUGAAAUCUCAGGAAGAGCGAGACGGCUACUUUGGUCGCAUAUUCGGAUUCCAGUCUUUCGCCAUAUCAGGAAUCAUGUCACGAUCCUCUACGACUAUCGAAGAUGUCACAAGGAUGAUUGACGAGCUGAUCAAGUAUCAACGAGCUAAAUCCUAUUUGAGAGAAUGCUGUGCUGGUGUCUUUAUAUCUAUUGCUGAAUCGUUAUCCAACACCCCCCUCCAGGAAGAGGGCAUAGAUUACAUGAUAUCAACCAUACUCUCAGAUGGUAUCAACAACCCGGAACAGCUUUGGAUUGGUCUCGUCCUACAAUCCAAGUAUCCAAAGCUCCCUAUUUGGAAGACGCUACUCGAAGGUGUCGACUCUGUUUGGGAAAAGAGCUGGUUGCUGCAUCCUGCAAACAAGCUGAGACUGGCUGAGCUGUUAAAGGAAUCCUCGUAUUCGAAUCCAAGACUCCACGGAGUCUGGGCCGUAGUCGUGGAUGCCAUCUUGUCCAGAAAGGAGACCAAAUCAAAGAGAAAGGUUAUCUCGUUGGCUGAUUUCUGGCAGACGGUGGUACUGGACUCAUUACUCUCGUCAACUCCCGAUCGUAAAUUCGUCUUCUACGAGCUCUUCCGUACAAUUCUUCCUCGUCUCUCGCCGACCCAAAUCCCAACCAUCUUCACCAAGGUCGUCAUCAAGCAGUUGAUGAAGGACUUGUCGGAUACUCAAGCGUUGCUUCAUGAUUCUGCUAAAGCUGCGGCCAAAACACUCUCAGACGUAUCAAAGACCAACCCGGAUGCAUCCUACCAUCUCGUAUUGCAACUUAUUGGACAAUCAGGAGCCCAGGAGCAGUUUGAUAAGGCUACCAAGACACGAACAGUUGCUAACAUGAUGGCUAGCAUGACUGCUGAUGGGUUUUUGAAAUAUGUCGAGUACUUGUUGAAUGCGUUUUUGGAUCAGUCUGCCACGGCUGAAGAAGAAGUAGACACCAAUCGAACUGUCAUUUUGGACCAAAUGACUUCUCUGGUGCGCAACGCCAAGAUCCCAAAGUCAGAGGAAGGCCUAUGGGAGAUAUUAAAGCUUAUGGGUACUUAUGGAUUGUUUAGUGUACAUGGAGAAGCUGCUGAGGAGUUACGUAUUCCGACACCAGCCCUAUCACCACAAAUCCACCAGCUUUGCAAACAGCGUCUCUUUACCGCCCUCGGUGACCUGCAAUCUCUAGCAUUGGAAGCACCUAAAUCUGAAGACGCCUCAGCUGAUGCGAAACCAGCUGCUACAUUAACUAACGGCACCAGAGCGUCCGGAAACACAUGGGCAUAUGAUUUGAAUGAAUGGAUUCAAACCCUGUGUGCUGCACCGUAUGAUGCUAUCGUCACGCUUGAUCUUGAUGAAGGCAGUCGAGGCGUGCGAGCACAGACUGUUGAGACUGUUAAGACUAUUCGUAAAAAGUUGAGCAAGAAUGCCAACAAGGUAGAAAACACUGGUAUCCAAUCACGAUACCAGGCUUUUGAGUUGCUGUUUGUGCAUGCUGUUUUACAGUUGCAUGUUGAUGCUGAAGAGGCGACGGGUACUUUGACUGAACUACAAGACUGCUACACACGAGUCUUUAAGAGCAAGGCAGCCAAAUCGGAGAAGAGAGCUGCAACCAUAGCAGACGCACCAUCCGAAUCAGAACCUCAACCUACUGAUGUCUUGGUGGAUAUCUUGCUGAGCUUCUUGUCUCGGCAGUCUGUGUUACUCCGUGGUGUCGCCCAACAGGCAUUUGGGAUCUUUGCUGGUGAUUUAAGCAAGGCGGGAUUAGACAUUAUCUUCCAGGUCUUGACAACCGACUCGGGUUUAUCAGGAUCCAGUGAGCUCUUCGAUACUGUAGACGAUGGUGCAGAUGACGAAGACGCCGAUAUGGACGAUGCUAGUGAUGACGGAGCCACCGAUGAUGAUGAAGAGACUAAAGCUGAAGAGUCAGAGGACGACCAGGAAGCCAAUGACGAGGAAGACGACGAUGCCGAAGAGGAGCAAGAUCCUGAAUUGGCUGCCAAAGCCGAUGAAGAAGCCGCCAUGCUUCGAUUGGCAAUUCAGUCUGCAUUGGCUGGUACUAAACAUGCCGAAAUGGAUGUUGAUCAGGAUGAUGAGGAAGAGGAGUUGUUGGGAGAUGAUGAGAUGGAUGUGUUCGAUGAUAAAGUGGCUGAGAUAUUUAAAGCUCGGCGGGCUGUCAAGGCUGAACAGAAAGACGCGAAACAACACGUCCUCCAUUUCAAGCUCCGAGUCGUCACACUCCUCGAAAUCUACUAUAAAAAACAACCCACAAACCCACUCGUAAUCGAUACCCUCGUCCCCCUUCUCCGAGUCGCGCUAUCAUCUGCCCAGGACACCGACAGCCAGACCUUGCACAACAAGGUAGUUGCCCUGCUAAGAAAGAGUGUAUUCAAGCUCAAGAAAUAUCCUAUUGAAGAGGGGGUUACUGCAUCAUGUAUUGCCACGAUGCGUGAGAUCCAUGGAUUUGCGGGACGGGUCAAGAGGAAGGACUUGGCGGAAUUGUGUAGUGGGGUCUGUAUGGUGUUGAUUAAGGUUAUGAAUCAUCAGGAUGGAGGGAGUGUGGAUGUGCCUGCUGCUGUUGUGGCGGAGACUCCUACUGGUGAAAAGCACAAGAAGAGAAGGACUGGUGGGACUGGACACACUGUCAAUGAGAUACUAGUUAGAUUUGACUCUACACCCGUCGCCGAAAUCUAUAUCGAAUCCCUAACCAAGUAUAUGAGCAUGAAACGAAGUCCCACGCAACCGCUCCUGUUCCUGGACUUGAUCAACCGAUACCCAGAGAUUGGAUGGGGGCUCGCGACACAUGUCGCCAAGUACACGUCGAUUGAGAAUGUGCCGAGAUCGUUCCAGUUGGUUCAGGCUUAUGUGAUUAUGGGGAGGUUGUUUCAGAUGUUGUCUUCUGUGAUGGAAACCAAAUACAAGGACCCCGUUGAACAAUCGAUUACGAUAAUGGCCAAAUGUCUAAUCGCAAACCUCAAGGCCGAAGAAGGAAAGGCCAUUACCGAUGCUAAAUGGAAGGAGAUAUUCGCGUCCUUGUUGCUGAUUGGUCGGCGUAGUAGGAAGAUGUUUGAUGAAGCUCAAGUCAAAUCUCUAUGGAAGUUCACAGAUGUUGAAGCUGGUUUGAAUGCUUGGAGUCAGACUUCUUCUAAUGCUGCUACUCAGAAUGCAGCUGGGCAGUUCAUAAAACGCACUAUCAUCAUACUGGGCCUUGGCUCGAAUUCACAGCAUCAUCAAAACCUGAUUCCAAACUUGGCUCUCAUUCCACGGCGAUUCAUUGCUGGACCUCCUCAACCAGAAAAGGUCAUUACUGAAAAAAAGGUCACGAUUAUCGCAUCUGCUGCAGCUGCUCCUGAAAAGGAUGAAAAGCCAGCUGUAGUUGCAAGUGAUCCUCCUGUCUUUGAUGGUAAAUAUGAAGCGAUUGUUGAUGGCAUUUUUGUGACAAUACGACACCCAACACUUGCAAUAUAG